CGCCAGUUGUCCGGGGUACCGGGCGGUGAUUGUCCCGCCCGUCCAGUCCUGUCUUCGCUGCUGGUCCGAAGUGAUGCCCCGCGCUGCGGCCGACUGAGGUGUAACGGGAGCGGAGGAGCGGCCGAAGUCAUAUUUCUAUAGCCUGACUGGUUGACUGAAGGAUUGUGCUGGAGUUGGUUCCGUCUUCACACACUUCCGAUCUCAUUUACCAAAGGCCAAGAAGAUCAGAUGAACUCAAAUCUGUAGAGGAUCCAUUGCAGCUCCUGUAUCAUCGUGCUUGCGUGAAAAUCCAGUCCAAUAACCUCAUAUUUGGCAGUUUCUACUAAUUCUGCCCUCUUCAGUCAAUGAAGUAGAACCGGACUUCCUUGUUUUUAACUGCAGAGAGUGCAGUAGUAUUCCUCAACCUGCUUAUGAGAGCAGGUCCACAUGCGCAGUCCAACCAUGAUGGAAGAGGAUAUUGAAGUGGCCAUCAAAGUGGUGGUUGUUGGCAAUGGGGCCGUGGGUAAAUCGAGCAUGAUACAGCGAUACUGCAAAGGUAUUUUCACCAAGGAUUACAAGAAAACCAUUGGGGUGGACUUUCUGGAAAGACAGAUUCAAGUUAAUGAUGAGGAUGUCAGAUUAAUGUUGUGGGAUACAGCAGGCCAAGAGGAAUUUGAUGCCAUCACAAAAGCUUACUAUAGAGGUGCUCAGGCAUGUGUGCUGGUAUUUUCCACCACUGAUAGAGAGUCUUUUGAGGCUAUCUCAAGUUGGAAGGAAAAGGUUGAGGCUGAAGUCGGAGAUAUCCCUACCGUUUUGGUACAGAACAAAAUAGACCUCCUGGAUGAAACUGUACUUAAAAAUGAAGAAGCAGAGGCUCUUGCUAAAAGGUUGAAGCUAAGAUUUUAUCGGGCUUCUGUGAAGGAGGAUUUGAAUGUGAAUGAAGUUUUCAAGUACCUGGCUGAGAAGUACCUUCAGCGACUCAAACAGCAAACCACUGAAGAAGAACAAGUGCACACAACAAGCAAUCGCAUAGGGGUAUUUAACACAGCUGGUGGCAGUCACUCUGGGCAGAACCCAAGCACAAUUAACGGUGGUGACGUUAUCAGCCUUCGACCAAACAAACAGAGGACCAAGAAGAACAGAAGCCUCAUGGGCCGCUGUGGGAGGCUGUAGCCAUCUCCCUGCACCCAGAAUUAACAUUCACUGUCUGUAGAAGUGUUCUGACCAGUAAGAGGGGUUUUUAAUUUAGAUAUUCUGAUACAUCAGUGAUUGGUAAUAAUUACGGAAAACGCAGUACUUGGCUAACUGACAGUUCUGCCUAUGCAGAAGCUUUCUGCAAACAAAUGACCAUGGCUUGGAGAUUGUUUGGAGAGUGUAUGCUGGUUUGAGCCAGCAUUAUGAGUCUGUGAACAGAAUGGACGGUAACUGAUCUGUCUGAUUGCUGAUGCUUUGUGUGGGUUGUUCCAAGUUGAUAGAUUUGUUUGCGAGUUGGUCACCUGCUACAUUCUGAAAAUCACGGCGCUCAGUUGUGUGACUUCGGCCAGACCUGCAGUGCUGUCUGAUGGAGCGAUGAACGUAAUGUGAUUGGUUGGCAAGAGUGUCAUUCAAAGGAGCGUAGUCCAGACUCCGGAUUGAGAUUUUCCAGUCCAGCUAGUAAUGCUGUCCUUAAGGGAAUUAACAUUUUUCAAAGAAAAAAAGUUGCAAUUAAUUAUGGAAAUCUAUUGUCAUUUGAACAGGUAACGUAAACAUUGCCAUUUGUGCUUUACAUUUGUGGUUGUUAAUUCUCGAAACUAAUUCUGAUGAAUUGUGCAAUAUUUCAGUGUUGACUGCAGCCUGGAGAAGGAUAUUUUGCUACUAGAUGAUUUUUUUUUCAUAUACAGAUGUUUUGAGUUGAUUGUUUGGAUAAUUUGUAUAAAAGAAUUGCCAUUUGUAUUCGAAUGUUUGUAUUCCUGAAUUUGCUGACUAACUGCUUAGAUUUUUUUUCUAUUGAAUGUGUAAUCAUGUGUUGCUUGUGUGCAUGCAACAUUAACAUCAUUUCCUGAAAAGGGUCUCCUCACACAGCAAGAGUUUUGCGCAAGAGUUUUGCACAAGUGCCAAGUCAGUACUGCAAUUAUUGACUAUGCCUUCUAUUGUCCUUGCAAGAGCAUAAGAAAUCCUAAACCAGGUCUCUAAAUGACCUAUAGCAGGUGGCUAUGCUUGCCUGCUGAAAACACCUACCACUCUGCAUAGCCACGGGUCCCAAGUUCAUGACCGAAUGAUCAUUGCUUUCUAUUAUUUGCCAUGCAUGCUUCUUAGUGGGAUUAGAGUGCCUUGUAAAAGUAUUCAGCCCCCAACCCUUUGUUCACUUCAAAGAAAAAUACAACCAGGGAUUUUGAUCAAUUUUUAUUUGUGAAUCAUAUGCUCCUUUUUUCACAGUAGAGCUCCAAAACAGGGGGAAUUGUAAAACUUGAAAAACUGAAAUGUUAGUAGCUCAAAAGUAUUCAUCCUCCUUUCCUCAGUUCUUAGUUGACCCACCUCACAGUGAUUACAGCCAGUAGUCUUUAUGGAUAAUUAUCUAUUAGCGUUGCACAAGAUGAUGAGAAAGAUUUGUCCAUUCUUCCUUGCAAAAUUUGCUUUAAGAUGUGCCAGGUUAGUUGGGGAAUGGCAUUGGACAGGGCUCUGACUGGGCCACUCAAGGACAUCAAUUUCCUUCAUUUGAAGCCGCUCCAUGAUUGCUCUGGCAGUGUGCUUUGGGUCAUUGUCCAGCUGAAAAAUGAACCUCCUCCCCAGUUUAAGCUUACUGGCAGGUUUUUACCUAUGGUCUCUCUGUAUUUGGCAGGAUUCAUCUUCCCAUCAAUCCUGACCUGAUUUCCAGUCCCUGCUGCUAAAAAACAUUCCUGUAGCAUGAUGCUACCUCCACCAUACCCUAUAGUAGGAAUUGUGCUACACAGCUGAUGCACAACAUUAGAUUUACACAACACAUGCCGCUUAGCGUUGAGGCCAGAAAGUUCCACUUUAGUCUCAUUCGACCACAAGACUUUCUUCCACAUCUUUACAGUGACUUCUGAGUGACACUUUGUAAGGUCUUUACGGGCAAGGAAAUGCUUUUUGUUUUAGCCAGGGCUUCUUCCUUGCCACUCUCCAUAAAUGCCCUUUUUGUGUAAGGCUUUAGAGAUUGUUGGCCAUGAACUUCAUUUUGAAUUGCAGCCACUGACUUCUGCAGCUCACUCAGAGUAACUGUUGGCAUCACAAUAGCCUCUCUUACAAGUGCCAUUUUUCUGUGGCAACAAAGUUUAGAGGGGUGGCCUGACCUAGCCAGUGUGGCUGUAGUUUGGCCAAAGAAAUUCCUCCUCAUCUCCUUUUUAAAAGGACGCCCCUAUAUUCUGAGGCAGUAUCCUCUGGUCUUCGACUUUCCCACCAUUGAAAACAUCCUCCCUAUAUCCACUCUAUCAAGGCCUUUCAUCAUUUGAUGAGUUUCAAUUAUGUCAUCCUUCAUUCUUCUGACUACAGACCUAGUGCCAUCAAAUGCUCUUCAUAUGACAUUCUUAUGAAUUAUUCGUAUGAUAAACGUUAUUCUUAUGAAUUAAUUGAAAACCGGUGAUCCUCUAAUUUUCUGCAUCAACAAGUUGGGUGAGUUGGUAAGGUAAUAUACAGUACUGCAGCUGAGGAGAGUUAGCUGAGUAAUUACAAAGGGGACGAAUACUCUUCAGCCUCGCAAUUUUGGUUUUUAAUUUUUAGUAAAUUGGUGACAGGUUUUAGAAUUUUUCUUUUGACAUGACGGGGCACAAUGUUUUCUAGAUUAGCACAAAAAUCGUACUUCAAUAUAUUUUCAGUUUUGAAAAUGAGACAGUAAAAUGUGAAAAUAGUUGUCGGGUUGGAAUACUUUUUGAAGGUACUGUAUAUGAAAUUAAAAAGAAAACAUUAAACACUUAAUGGCUUAGGCAGAAUUUGUGGAAAGAGAAGCAGUUGAGGGUCUUCAACCUGAAACAUUAACUUUGUUUCUCUAUCCACAGAUGUUCCUUGACUUUCCAAGUGUUCCUAGCAUUUUUCAUUUUUAUUUCAGAUUUCUAGCAUCUGAUGUUGAUUGUCUUGGAGCUGUCAUACUAAGAUUAAUAGAUGAUGCUGUAAGGUAAUGUUUUAUGAAUCUGGACACAGCCUAACUUGGAAUGUGAAGAAAAGACAGUCAGGAGAAGGUCAGAUGUAAUGGCAAACUCAUGAUGGCACAUCCAUAUACCACAACUAUGCUCAUCCAUCACCACCCCCAGCAUUCAACUUCCUGACAGCUGGAGGAAUCCAGGAGGUAUUAAGUUUGGCGGAUGAGGAAAGCAUUCUCUAUUUGCUCAAUGUCAUCUCACGCAAUCAAAACCAGUCUAGGAGAUUAGAGAUCAGGGAUGUGGGCAGCAAAAUAGCAUAUAGCAGUUAGCUUAACGCAGAACACCACAGUGCAGUAGAGCCCAUUCGGCCCAUGAUGUUGUGCUGAUCUUAUAACCUACUCUAAGAGAAAUCUAACCCUUCUCUCUUACAUAGCUCUCCAUUUUUCUGUCAGCCAUGUGCCUAUCUAAGAGUUUCUUAAGUUUGCCUAAUAUAUCUGCCUCUAGCACCACCCCUGCAGGGUGUUCCAUACAUUCACUUUACAAUGCCUGUGGUUGCAGUUUCCACUGUUUUCCGUGAGGAGUUUGUAUGUUCUCCCUGUGACUGUGUCGGUUUCCUCUGGGUGUUCUGGUUUCUUCCCUUAUUCCAAAGAUGUAAGGGUCAGGGUUCGUAAGUUAUGGACAUGCCAUGUUGGAGCCAGAAGCAAAGCAACACUUAUGGGUUGCCCCUCCCCCACCCACCC
This is a messenger RNA of Mobula hypostoma (lesser devil ray), 4792 nucleotides long. It is a transcript of the gene rab23, whose product is annotated as RAB23, member RAS oncogene family. The record is from RefSeq and is a predicted model, not a curated record. Bases 427 to 1152 code for a protein of 241 amino acids. The transcript is spliced from 8 exons. Lineage: Eukaryota; Metazoa; Chordata; Chondrichthyes; Myliobatiformes; Myliobatidae. Gene Ontology annotation, molecular function: GTP binding; GTPase activity. Gene Ontology annotation, biological process: vesicle-mediated transport.